UAGAAUCGCGAGAAUGUACGGGAGAGAUCCAUGGGGUGGACCAUUAGAAAUAAACACCACUGACUCAGCGACGGACGAUGAUGGCAGCAGAAACUUGAACGACUUCGACAGGGCGGCGUUAUCGCGGCCGCUGGAUGAGACGCAACAGAGCUGGCUGUUAGGUCCCGGAGAAGAGAAGAAAAAGAAGUACGUUGAUCUUGGUUGCAUCAGUGUCAGCCGUAAGAUCUUCGUUUGGACGGUUGGAUUGAUAUUCGCAGCUGGUUUCAUUGCUGGGUUUAUUGUAUUGAUCGUUAAAACUGUUCCUCGGCAUCACAAACACCCCCCACCUGCAGAUAAUUACACUGUUGCGCUUCAAAAAGCUCUCAUGUUCUUCAAUGCCCAAAAAUCUGGAAGACUCCCCAAGCACAAUAACGUGUCAUGGAGGGGUAACUCCUGUCUAAACGAUGGAAAAUCAGACAAAUCAGGGGCAGUGCUAAAAGAUCUAGUGGGGGGAUAUUAUGAUGCUGGAGAUGCUAUAAAGUUCCAUUUCCCUCAAGCUUUUGCCAUGACCAUGUUGAGUUGGAGUGUGAUCGAAUACAGUGCUAAAUACGAAGCUGCAGGAGAGCUCAACCAUGUUAAAGAGAUCAUCAAAUGGGGCACUGAUUACUUUCUCAAAACCUUCAAUUCUACAGCUGAUACCAUAAACCAACUGGUAUCUCAGGUGGGGACUGGUGAUACGUCUGGUGGGACAAAUGAUCCGAAUGAUCAUACUUGCUGGAUGCGACCCGAGGACAUUGAUUACCCUCGCCCAGUGACCGAAUGCUCUAGUUGCUCUGAUCUUGCUGCUGAGAUGGCUGCUGCUUUAGCUUCAGCUUCCAUUGUUUUCAAGGACAAUAAGGUGUAUUCAAAGAAACUGGUGCAUGGAGCUGCAACUCUUUGGAAGUUUGCUAGGGAUCAGAGGGGUAUGUACAGUGGUGGUGGUGCAGAUGCUGCAAACUUUUAUAAUUCGAGUAUGUAUUGGGAUGAGUUUGUGUGGGGAGGAGCGUGGAUGUAUUAUGCAACGGGUAAUCAGUCUUAUCUUUACCUUUCCACUCACCCUACACUCGCUAAGCAUGCUGGUGCUUUCUGGGGUGGUCCCGAUUAUGGUGUUCUUAGCUGGGAUAACAAACUCACUGGAGCUCAAGUGUUACUGACUAGAUUGAGAUUGUUUCUGAGCCCUGGUUAUCCCUAUGAAGAAACAUUGAAGACUUUUCACAACCAGACAAGCAUAAUCAUGUGUUCAUAUCUUCCGUACUUCAGUAGUUUUAACAGAACAAGAGGAGGGUUGAUCCAAUUAAACCAUGGGAGACCGCAGCCUCUUCAGUAUGUUGUGAAUGCAGCCUUUCUAGCGACACUCUAUAGCGACUACCUUGAUGCAGCCGAUACUCCCGGGUGGUAUUGUGGGCCAAAUUUCUACUCAACCAACGACCUACGUAAAUUUGCAGAAACUCAGAUUGAUUAUAUACUUGGGAAGAAUCCAAGAAAGAUGAGUUAUGUUGUGGGAUUUGGAAAUCACUACCCGAAGCAUGUGCACCACAGAGGUGCGUCAAUCCCAAAGAAUAAGGUGAAGUAUAACUGUAAGGGAGGGUAUAAAUGGAGGGACUCUAAAAAACCGAAUCCACAUACGAUCAUAGGGGCAAUGGUUGCAGGGCCAGAUAAAUAUGAUGGUUUCCAUGAUGUGCGUACAAACUACAAUUUCACAGAGCCGACUAUUGCUGGAAAUGCUGGUUUAGUGGCGGCUCUCGUGGCCCUUUCCGGUGAAAGAACAACUAAGAUUGAUAAAAACACCAUUUUUUCGGCGGUGCCACCUAUGUUUCCGACUCCACCACCGCCACCGUCUCCCUGGAAACCUUGA
This is a messenger RNA of Lactuca saligna, 1873 nucleotides long. NCBI's taxonomy places the organism in Eukaryota, Viridiplantae, Streptophyta, Magnoliopsida, Asterales, Asteraceae. The record is from the annotation of a GenBank genome assembly.